AUGUACCGCAUGAUUGCUACGGGAACCCUGAACCAAGAGAAGCAUUGGAAAAGGCUUGAUGAAGCUGCAGCACUUAUAAAUGAAGCAGCAGGCGAGGAGGAGCUGGAUCCCACAGUUUUACCUUAUGAGCUUGAAGAAAUUGUUGGGAACAUCAAAAUGGAAGGAGACAAGCUAUCAGACAACAUGAAAAGGCAAAACAUCAAUUUGUGGAUUGCAGCUAUGGGAACAGGAAUUGAACCCACACUUUAA
Molecule: messenger RNA, 249 nt
Organism: Enterobius vermicularis (human pinworm)
Lineage: Eukaryota; Metazoa; Nematoda; Chromadorea; Rhabditida; Oxyuridae
Source: the annotation of a GenBank genome assembly